UUAGGAUCCCGAUUCUGAAUGUCACUUGAAACCAUGCGCAACGAAAUUGUGUUCGAGAAUCUCCAUAGUUAACAAGCUGCCGUGAAAUUACCAUUGCGAUUCUGAAUAUUGGAGAUAGUACACAUGGCGUGUUUUUUUAGAAGACACAUUGCGUCGAAGCUCUCAGAGGCUUUGCGACAACCGGAGGAGACCUUCAUUCCAUCUCUCUCCGCCAUUCCCGUCUCAAAAAAACACCAGUCUUCAGACUUCCGACUGUCAGUGACCUCCCUGCUACAGAAUGGCAUUCUCUCAUCUGCAGAUGACAGUCAAACAAAGACAGAAGCGCUGGUGCAACGGCUAAAGCCUGACAAUGUUGUUGAAGAAGUAUUGGUCGGACGUCGGGCGAUAAACUUUAAAAUCAACAGAUCAGUUUUGGUACAGAAAAUGUUAGAAAAGCUACAUGAGGAGGGUCAUUUAUUUGGAGUGAAAAGUGAGCUUUUUAGCAGUCUCCAGAGAAGAAAAACAUUGGUAGAGUUCAGUUUGUUUUUUUCAAGUUCACCGAAUAUUGCCAAAAAGUUUCAUGCCGGACACCUACGUUCCACUAUAAUUGGUAACUUCAUCGCAAAUUUGAAAGAAACUCUUGGGCAUGAAGUCAUACGGAUGAAUUAUCUGGGGGACUGGGGCAUGCAGUUUGGGUUGCUGGGAGCUGGCUUUCAGAACUUCGGUUCCGAGGAAAAACUGAAAGUGAACCCCUUACAGCACCUAUUUGAUGUGUAUGUCCGGGUCAACAAGGAGGCGGAGAGCGACCAAAACAUCUGGCUCACAGCUCGAGAAUUCUUUCGAAGCCUGGAGCAAGGAGAGGAACAGGCUCUGUCGUUAUGGCAACGCUUCAGAGAUAUCACCAUAGAAGAGUACCAGCAGGUUUACGAGCGUUUAGGGGUGCACUUCGAUGAGUACUCGGGGGAGUCGUUCCAUCGGAGUCAGACCAAGGAGGUCCUGCAGCAGCUCAAGGACCAAGGCCUGCUGCAAACCACUGAGAAGGGGACAGGUGUUGUGGAUCUCUCCUCAGCCAAAGACAUGUCUUACUACUCCACAGUGGUGCGUAGCGAUGGGACCUCUCUCUAUAUCACCAGAGAUCUCGCUGCAGCCAUCGAUCGAAAGGAAAAAUAUGCAUUUGAUGAGAUGAUAUAUGUGACAGAUAAAGGCCAGAGUGGCCAUUUUCAGCAGAUAUUCCAGAUUCUCCAGGCCAUGGGAUACGAGUGGGCACAGAGCUGUCUCCAUGUACCCUUUGGUCGGGUUCAGGGCAUGAAAACACGGCUAGGCGAGGUGGUCUUCCUGGAGGAUGUCCUAGACGAGAGUCGGGUCAGGAUGCUGAGGAACAUGACAGCAUCCAGGACCACUAAAGACCUGGAAGAUCCUGAAGACACAGCUCAGAAAGUGGGGAUUAGUGCUCUCAUAAUUCAGGACUUCAUGGGCCCACUCAUGUCUGACUACAAGUUCAGCUGGGACCAAGUGCUCCAGGCCCAGGGCGACACUGGGGUGUUCUUGCAGUACACACACGCUCGGCUCUGCAGCCUAAUGCGGAUGAAUGAAAAUGGUCUGGAGGCAACCUUUGAUCCACAGCUUCUCCAGGAGCAGUGUAGUAUCCAUAUACUACAGCACCUUCUGCGGUAUGAUGAGGUGCUGCACAAGUCCUUACAGGAUCUGCAGCCCAAAUACCUGGUCAACUUCCUCCUGACACUCUGUCACCUGGCGGCCACAGCCCACAGGACACUGCCCGUGAAGGGCAGCCCCACAGGACAGGCUGAGGCCAGGUUGCAGCUGUUCAAGGGUACGUGUACAGUGCUGGCCAAUGGGAUGAAGAUUCUGGGCAUUACACCUGUUGAGAAGAUGUGAUUGCAGCAGCUUUCUUCAGUUAUAAUGGUCAUAUUCUUACUGUAAGAUACUGAACAAUAAAUGCCUUUGUAAUAUU
Molecule: messenger RNA, 1951 nt
Organism: Conger conger (European conger)
Lineage: Eukaryota; Metazoa; Chordata; Actinopteri; Anguilliformes; Congridae
Gene: rars2
Product: arginyl-tRNA synthetase 2, mitochondrial
Exons: 20
Coding region: 124-1875 (583 amino acids)
Biological process (GO): arginyl-tRNA aminoacylation; mitochondrial translation
Cellular component (GO): cytoplasm; mitochondrion
Molecular function (GO): arginine-tRNA ligase activity; ATP binding
Source: RefSeq, a predicted model, not a curated record